This is a messenger RNA of Hydractinia symbiolongicarpus, 4860 nucleotides long. RefSeq names its product papilin-like. Bases 322 to 3444 code for a protein of 1040 amino acids. Gene Ontology annotation, cellular component: extracellular matrix. NCBI's taxonomy places the organism in Eukaryota, Metazoa, Cnidaria, Hydrozoa, Anthoathecata, Hydractiniidae. The record is from RefSeq and is a predicted model, not a curated record. Gene Ontology annotation, molecular function: metalloendopeptidase activity. Gene Ontology annotation, biological process: extracellular matrix organization. The transcript is spliced from 12 exons.
UAAGUAUUUUUUUAUCAUUCGUUAUGACUUGAUGUAUGAAGUUUGUGUACGGAUGUGGGAUAAAAACACCCAUUCAAUUAUUGAACUGACUUCUGAUACAUCCGUGUUUUUUACAACUAUAAAAUAACUUCACAAUUUUUUUAUUAUUUCUUUUAUCGCUGCGGUGUUUUGUUUAUCAAGGCUAGAGCAGUAUUUAUAUAAAAAUAAUAUAAACCAAUAUUCUCAUCGUGUUUGCUAAAGUACUUAACUCUAUAUAAAAUACGUAUUUAAAAAGAAGUCGAACAUUUAUGUUCUUGUACAGACGAUGCGUGCAUAUGUUUGAUGGCUUUAAUAUUUAAUUUUGGAUUUCUGGUUUGUUUGGUUUGGUUUGUUGACACGCUCCAGGAAAUUUCAAACCAUGACAAUCGCAUUAAUCAGUACACAUCCCAACAAAACAGCAUGACAGGAAUCUCCUCAAAUCAACAUACACCAACCUACCCGGUUCGUUUUAACAACCGCUAUUACUUAAACCUGCAACCAACCGAACUGUUAUAUUCUCCAAACCAAUUCUACAGACAAACAUGGCAGAAAAAUUCACCCACAACACUACAUGGAAAUGUAUAUUCAUGGUCCACAUGGACUGCUUGGUCGAAAUGUACGAGAUCUUGUGAUGGAGGGGUAAAAAUCAGAACAAGAAGCUGUGUACUGUGGAAGCGGACAGCCCGUUCCACAAAAAUGCUUUCCCGUUGCUCAGGCAACAGAAGGGAUUUCCAACCAUGCAACAGAAAGCUUUGUUUAUCACCACAAGAAUUCCGUACAAUAAAAUACGAAUCACGUUUGAAACAGUGUGAGAAGUACAACGAAAUACCUUACUUGGGUGAAAUAUAUCAGUGGAUUCCCUACAUGAGGAAUGGGUUAAACGAUUGCAAGUUGAAUUGUUUAGCAAAGGGCUAUCGCAUGUUCCGCUCGUUUGGUUUUGUACUUGAUCGGACUGCAUGUGGAAAGAACAGAGACUAUCAAUGCAAAGCUGGCAGAUGUAUCUUAUUUAAGGACAAGGUUCGAAUUGGAUUUAAUUUUACGAAAACAGACACAAACCUACAAAAGAAGUUUUUAUCGCCAAAAUACAGUCAUUUUCCACCAGUACUCAGCCAUCGUCAGAAACAACAACUGCAAUUGCUCUCGAAAAAGUCAAAGCAGCGUCAGAUUCGACUGUCCUCUAAGAUGUCAAAAGUACUUCCUUCACUCAAUCAAUCAUUACCAUACCGAACAUCUACAAAAGAAGAUUUUGGGUACGUAUUCCCGCAGCUCACUCCAGCACAAGAAGAAGGGCGACGUGGCAUUAUAAUGACGACGUUUAAAUGGCAAGUCGGUGGAAUUUCUAGAUGUACCCGUUAUUGUGGAGGAGGCGAACAAACUAUCAUCUAUCGAUGUUUUGAAGAAGGUAAUUCUCAUUUGGGAAAAUUCGUGGACGAUUCCAAAUGCAUACAUGUAAAGAAACCACCCAUCAGAAGGAGGGCGUGCAAUCAAUUGGAGUGCACAGUAAGAUGGUCCGUCUCAAACUGGACAGCAUGUUCUGAAACAUGUGGCGAAAACAGUACACAAUAUCGAUCUGUUUUAUGCAAGAAGGUGCGUUAUAGAGACAACACGGUAGUUGAUGGAACGGUGAUACAUCCAUCACUUUGCCAAAAGCUGAAGAAACCGAUCUAUUUUAAACGUUGUUUGAUGGUGCCCUGUUAUUUUCAAUGGGAGACUGAAUCAUGGAGUGAGUGUUCUGCUUCCUGUAAUUACGGCACACGAAAACGAAACGUGGUAUGUAAGAAUCACAGAGGAUUCAAAAUAAAAGAUGAAAAUUGCAAUCUCAAACACAAACCAAACACUAUAGAGGCUUGUAUGGGAAAGCCGUGCUCAAACACAUGGUUUACCAGUGAAUGGAGUCCAUGUUCAAGUGCUUGUAGCAAUGGAUAUCAAAUGCGUCGAGUUGUCUGUGCGAGUUUUACAGGAGUUGUGGUUCCUGAAACAUUAUGUAACGAAACGAGCAAACCUCGUCAUAGAAGAGUUUGUGUCGGAUUUAUAUGUGCAACAAGAUUUUGGGUAACUACCAAAUGGUCAAAGUGUACAAACAACUGCGGCGUUGGUGAGCAGUACAGACAAGUUCUAUGUAUGGAGAAAAAUGAUCAAGAUUACUAUCAAAUUGGUGAGACAAAAUGUCCUGAAAAAAAACCUGUGUCUGUUAGAACAUGCCGGAAUGCAGCAUGUCUUCCACUGUGGUACACAGACCAUUGGAAACAGUGUACAAAACCAUGUGGAGAAGGGCAGCAGUAUCGCCAUCAGAUUUGUUUAUCGGAAAAAGGAACUCCUACUCGUGGAUGUGUAAACGAAACAAGAUCUCAUGUAAAACGCGCUUGUAAUACUAUGGCGUGUUCUUUACCAAGACAGAAAACAUUGAUUGAUGGAGAUAACAGCAGUGAAAAGGAAAAAGAUAAAACAUUGAUUGAUGGAGAUGGCAGCAGUAAAAAGACAAAAGAUGAAAUAUUGAUUGAUGGAGAUGGCAGCAGUAAAAAGACAAAAGAUGAAAUAUUGAUUGAUGGAGAUAAAAGAAGUAAAAAGGAAAAAGAUGAAAUAUCGAUUGAUGGAGAUAACAGCAGUAAAAAGACAAAAGAUGAAAUAUUGAUUGAUGGAGAUAAAAGAAGUAAAAAGGAAAAAGAUGAAAUAUCGAUUGAUGGAGAUAACAGCAGUGAAAAGGAAAAAGAUAAAACAUUGAUUGAUGGAGAUGACAGCAGUAAAAAGACAAAAGAUGAAAUAUUGAUUGAUGGAGAUAAAAGAAGUAAAAAGGAAAAAGAUGAAAUAUUGAUUGAUGGAGAUGACAGCAGUAAAAAGACAAAAGAUGAAAUAUUGAUUGAUGGAGAUAAAAGAAGUAAAAAGGAAAAAGAUGAAAUAUCGAUUGAUGGAGAUAACAGCAGUAAAAAGAAAAAAGAUAAAGAAGUCAUAAGCCUUAAAUUUUUUGCUCAAAAUAAAGCAGCAAUUGUAAAGUCAAAACUCAACCCGAAUAACCUCGUUGAAAGGAGUAAUUACAUGUCCAAAGGCGUGUCUUAUAAAAAGAGAAGUAACGAUGAAACAAUAUCAGAAACAAGUCAGACAACAACUAAGCAACCAAAAGUAUUAAUUUUACUGACAACGCAACCGACCACGACGGUUCCGUCUACAACAAUAAUCUCAACACCAACGACCUCGAUAAUCUUGAAGACACGAACGAAGACUAAAGUUUCCAUUAAAAAAAUAAAUACAUUUUCGUAUAAAAGACCAACAAUGCACGUACUAAGACCUUUCGCUAACUUUUCACGCAAUAAAUGCUACGAUUUACACAGGAAAGCCUACUGCCAUGUUAUAUCUGUUCGUUUAAAAUUCUGUAAAAUACCACGCUUUCAACGUCUGUGUUGUCACUCUUGUAAACAACAUAAAACAUAAUGGCUGGUAAAAACAAAGAAGUGAUGCUUUUUGCCAUCUUCUUAAGAGUAGGUAAAGAUUCACGGAUUUCGAAUGUAUUAACAAUGUAUAUUAUUCUAACUUAUUUCCGUGAACAUAACGAGAACAUCCGCAUUUAUAAAAGGAAUUAAUAUUAUCCUUACAAUACAUAUAAAUAUUUAUAAAUAUAUUCUCUAAUAUGUAUAUUUUUGUGUGCAUCUUUGACAAAUAUAUUUAGUUUUAGUUGCCAUCAAGUUCAAAGCAGAUUUGAUGCUUCAACACCGUAGCUGCAUUAUAUUUUUCAAAUAAAUUUCGAAGUCGUCCCACAAAUAAUUACAUACAAUCACGACCUUUAAACUUAUGGAAACUUAUACCGGAAGAAAAUGUUAAAACCUAAUUUUUCCGACAUCUAAUUCAUAAUAUGGUCGUCAAAGAAACUGUGAGAAGUGUCUUUUUACCUUGCUUACCAAUUUACUAAUAAAAAUUUCACAACUUCUACACUAAGCUGUAUGACAGUUUCACAAAGUAGCUAUAUUGAUUGUAGUUUCAACUUCUUUGUCCAAUAAUAAGAGUUUUCAAAAUAAGGAACUUAGCAAGGGUAGGGAGAAAUUCUACAAAUCAACAUUGGUUUGACAAUAUGUUGCUUUAAAUAGACAACCUAGUCACUUUGUGUGAGAAUACAAAAUUGUCGUUGAUCGUCCAAAUUACCUUUUCUGGUAUAGAAGGAAAAGAUUUAACCUCGAAUUUCAAGUUGUGAUUUUACGUCAUAUAAUAUACGGAGACUGUGUGUGUGUGUCUGUGUGUUUGUAACAGGCAAAGUGGAUUAUAUUUUUACAGUUUUCUUUAAAAGCGUCUAUAAUACAUCCCCUAUAAAAAUGUUCUGUAUUUUUGAAACGUUUUUUUUACGAUUUUAAUUGGUUAGAACAAAUCAUGUGAUAAAAUAAAGGGAUUUAAUUAGUUGGGAAUUUUAUUGCACAUGCUAAUUUAAAUUUACCGUGACGAUUGCUUUGUUAUAAAUUAUUGUAUGAGCAAAGUCACAGGCAAUCAACGUUGUUAUUGUUGUUGUCCAUUUCGAUUAAAAGUUUUAAUUAAUUGUUUGUGUCUUUUAAAUAAGAUUGACAACAAAUCAUUUCGUGAUAAGAAACAUAACUUAAAUUACUAGUAGUUGGGACGUUAAACUGAUAAAGGGUCUUAUAAUAGAUACAGAUAUUUCGCAAACAAGUAUAUAUGUUCUUCUAUUCACACAACACAGUCUCUCCUAUAUGAACGCUUGCCGCUCUGCUUGGGGUUACAAUGUUCGAAAUUACGUCCUUGUUUUCAUAUGUUGGUUGUAGCUUGCCAGCUCGCAAAAUUAUUUGUCUUAUAUCUAAAAGUACGCACACUUUUACCCAUCAUACAAUUGCAGGUAGGUAGCUCUAG